Molecule: messenger RNA, 2605 nt
Organism: Oncorhynchus gorbuscha (pink salmon)
Lineage: Eukaryota; Metazoa; Chordata; Actinopteri; Salmoniformes; Salmonidae
Product: glutaminyl-peptide cyclotransferase-like
Exons: 7
Coding region: 441-1649 (402 amino acids)
Molecular function (GO): glutaminyl-peptide cyclotransferase activity; zinc ion binding
Source: RefSeq, a predicted model, not a curated record
UGCACUAAAAAUGGGGCCAUAACGAAACGACGACGAUAUGGCGGGGGUCAAUAUGCGAUUAGUGCGGACGUUGAUAGUUUAUUAUACCUCAGUGGUUGAUAGAUUUGAUUGGACAGAUCCGCCGCAGCAUGUAUGUCCCAACAUGACUGCAUGAGUGCUCCAUUCAGGUAAAAUAGCCUGUAUCUUGUUGUUAAAUUGUAGCCUAUCCUGAUGAAAUUGUGUUAAAUGACAAUCAUAGAUGUCAUAUAUUGUUUCAUGUUUAUUUGCCCACGCUCGGCUCGAGUCUAAGCAGCAAGUGGCCUCAUUAAUUCAAUCGGUCAUGGACGUUAUUCUCCAUUGCCAUACGCUAGCAUGGAAUCAUAAGCACUACAACGCACAUAGUUAAGAAAGGCUCUGUACCGGACUGAACUGUUGUGUGAAUCUAACGGUUCUUCCAAGUUAUGAGAACCACCCGGAAGCCCCGAUCUUCUCCAGGCACCAAGCUGCUACUGGGACGCUGCUACCGGCUCCGGAUGUCCCGAGUUCGGGUGCUUCUCGUAUGCCUAUGUGGGAUGCUGGCUAUAGCUCUGACACUUGGAUUUUCUUUCUCGAGUAAUGAUACAAGCGAUGAUGAUGACAGUAUUCAUAUGGACGAUAACACACAAUUUCGUGUGCCAGACCUAAUAAGGGACAAGUUGACCCAUAACCCCCGUCGGGCCACUGUGGCCCAGAUCAAGCGUCUGGUGGGCCAGGUGAAUUCAGGUAGACUGUGGUACUCUCUCCUGAGGCCCAUCCUGGUAGAGAGACUGCCAGGUACCAGGGGCAGCCGUAGGGUGCGUGAGCAUAUCUACAGCCAUCUAGAGUUCCUGUCAGCGGGUUGGUCGUUGGAGGUCGACUCCUUCAACUCUGCUACCCCAAAGGGAAUAAUCACCUUCUCCAACCUGCUGGCAGUCCUGGACCCCUCGGCCCCGCGCCGUCUGCUGCUGGCCUGCCACUACGACUCCAAGGCUAUGCUCCCAGCUUCCAAAACCCCCGACGGGCCUCUCAGGAGGUUCCUAGGGGCCAGCGAUGCGGCCGUCCCCUGUGCCAUGAUACUGGAGCUGGUGACUGCUUUGGACGUCCACCUGAAAGUGCUAAAACAACAGAAGUCACAGGUGACUUUGCAGUUGGUCUUCUUUGAUGGUAAUGAGGCGUUUGAUCAGCCGAGCCCCUCCGACUCUCUGUAUGGCUCACGUUACCUUGCUGAACAAAUGUCCCGUACACCUCACCCUCCAGGAGCUGAACAUACCACCCUGUUACAUGCUUUGGACCUGUUUGUUCUUUUGGAUCUGAUUGGUGCCCCUGACCCUAUGUUUGUCAACCACUUUGACGACACUGUACGCUGGUUUGAUGAGCUGAUAUAUGCAGAGAGGAGGCUCCAUAAGCUGGGUCUGCUGUCCUCCCACCCCAGAGAGGUGAGCUACUUCAGGAAGGACAUAAACCUGGGCCCUGUGGAGGACGACCAUGUGCCAUUCCUCCAGCAGGGGGUUCCAGUCCUACACAUGAUCACAACGCCCUUCCCCUCCUUUAUGCACACUCUGGAGGACACAGCGGAACACAUCCAUUCUCAGACUAUCGAGAACCUCACCAAGGUGCUAGUGGUGUUCCUUGCUGAAUACAUAGGACUCUGACUGACGUUUCCUCCCUUUACUGUUGCUCAUAGACAUGUAUCCUUUAGACUUUAUGCCACAAUCACCCAGCUGCAUUUUAUAAUACCAGCCACUCUCCCACAUAAUCAAUUUACAAUCAUCAAAGUCCUAUCAUACCAUGUCUUUUCUCUACAUCACCUAUAUCUCUCGUUCUAGAAUCUAUACCCUAGUAGUCUUGUUGUUUAAAAAAAAAAAUCCAUUCUGGAGCCAUACUAGAAAAUGGUUGAAAUUAGGAUUGUGAUUAUAGUGGCCUUUUAAUAUACCCUGUCCCUCUCAUUCCCAUAAUCCAUGUGGAACUCAGACUUAUGCAAAAACAGAAUGACGAACUUGAUUAGGUGCCUUUUCUCAAUACGUUCAGUAAAUGAGGUUGUGAACACUAGAGUAUAUAGUGUUUCCCAAUGAGGGAAGUUCAAGCUAGAUCAUGUGGGUAAAAAAAGAUUAAAAUGCUAAAUAAAGAGGUGAUAUACAGACAUUACUGUACAUAUUUGUUCCCCAAAAAUCACUUAUAUGUUUAGGACAGACAGUCCAGUAAUAAUAUAGCAAUAAACAUGUGCUAUGGGAAGUGCUAGAUUAUAUGGGAUAUAAUUGUGUAUUAACAGUGCCUUCAGAAAGUAUUCACACCCCUUGACUUUAUUCACAUCUUGUUGUGUUACAGCCUGAAUUUAAAAUGGAUUGUUGCCACUAGCCUACCUACAAUACCCCAUAAUUUCAAAGUGGAAUUAGAUUUUUUGAAAAUGUUGCAAAUGAAUUACAAAUGAAAAGCUGAAAUAUCUUGAGUCAAUAACUAUUCAACCCUUUUAUUAUGGCAUAAAUACGUCGCAUGGACACACUCUGUGUGCAAUAAUAGUGUUUUACAUGAUUGCUGAAUGACUACCUCAUCUCUGUGUCCCACACAUACAAUUAUCUGUAAGGUCUCUCAGUCAAGCAGUGAAUUUCAA